Molecule: messenger RNA, 3575 nt
Organism: Elaeis guineensis (African oil palm)
Lineage: Eukaryota; Viridiplantae; Streptophyta; Magnoliopsida; Arecales; Arecaceae
Product: probable NAD kinase 2, chloroplastic
Biological process (GO): NADP+ biosynthetic process; NAD+ metabolic process
Molecular function (GO): NAD+ kinase activity
Source: RefSeq, a predicted model, not a curated record
GAUAGAGAGCGCGGCGCAUUAUCCUCACGAGUCGCAAGCGAUUCCAAGCUGGGAGAGCUCUCUUAAUAGGCGUGAGUCGCCAUCUACCCGCAACCAGAACACAAUCUCAACGAAAUAUUUGUGGAUGGAAACGAUGGUGUCCCGGCGCCGAACUUCCCUCCCAAUUAAUCAAUCCACGAAGAAGAAAACGCAAAGAAAACUCCACCCCUCUUCUUUCCUCUCCGCAGUCCCAAAGAUUUUCUUCUUCUUCUGGUACUUCUUCUCGGUGAUUGCAGUGAUCUUGGAUUCGGACUGAUCUCUCAUUGGUUUGGAUCGGAUUUGGGAUCCGAUGCUGGCGGCCUGCGGGGGCCGCGGCCCCCUGAAGCUUGCGAUUCUUCCCGGCGAAAGGAGCCGGUGCGGCAGCCGCGGCGGCGGAGGUGUCGAGGGUUUUCUUGUGUUGAAGGGAAGGUGGCGGUGGAGGAGAGCGGGGCGGGGAGCGGUGGAUGGGGAGGCGCGGAGGUCUGUUGUUGUUGCGGGAGCCGGGCUCUCCGAUUUCUUCUCCUCUCGGAUCGGUUUAGAUUCUCACACCUUCCAGACUAAGGAUAUGUCUCAACUGUUAUGGGUUGGUCCUGUUCCUGGUGAUAUUGCAGAAGUUGAGGCGUAUUGUAGGAUCUUUAGGGCUGCAGAGCAACUUCAUACUGCUAUAAUGGAUACUCUUUGCAACCCAGAGACUGGAGAAUGUACUGUUACCUAUGAUACCCCUUCUGAGGAUAUGUCAUUAUUGGAAGAGAAGGUGGUUGCAAUACUUGGCUGCAUGUUAGCACUCCUAAACAAGGGCAGAGAAGAUGUCCUUUCUGGAAGGUCUUCUUUCAUGAAUUCAUUUCAGACUGCUGAUGUAAAUAUUUUAGAUGGUAAGCUUCCUCCACUAGCUAUUUUUAGAGGUGAGAUGAAGAGGUGCUGUGAGAGUCUGCAAGUUGCACUUGCAAACUAUUUGACGCCCUCAGACAACCGCAGCAUUAUCAUUUGGAGGCGAUUGCAGAGGUUGAAGAAUGUCUGCUAUGAUGCUGGAUUUUCACGUGAGGAUGGCUGUCCAUGUCCAACAAUAUUUGCAAAUUGGAGUCCAGUCUACUUUUCCUCUACAAAACAAUAUGCAAUGCUGGAAGACUCCGAAGUAGCAUUCUGGAGGGGAGGUCAAGUAAACGAUGAAGGUCUGGCCUGGUUACUGGAUAGAGGAUAUAAAACUAUUGUAGAUCUCAGGGAGGAGGCUGUCAAAGAUGAAUAUUACCAGUCAGCUAUUGAUCAAGCUGUUUCAUACGGAAAGAUAGAAGUGGUAAAUUUGCCAGUUGAAGUUGGAACUGCACCUUCAAUGCAACGGGUUGAGUUGUUUGCUUCAUUGGUUUCGGAUCCCAACAGAAGGCCAAUUUAUCUCCAUAGUCAGGAAGGAGUUAAUAGAACAUCUGCCAUGGUUUCAAGAUGGAGGCAGUACAUUACACGACCCUCAAUGCAACUUGUUCCAAAUCAAUCACUUGAUCUUAAUGGAAAAUCAUUGAAAUAUGGCAAGGGUGAGGAGUAUCAAAGCAUGCAGAGUUUUGUCCCAUUAAAUUUAAACGGCGGUUUUCUUGUAGAAGAUAAAACUGAUUCACAGUCUGACUCAGAUACAACUUGUAGCUUUCAUGGAACAAACAGAGAAAAGGGCAUUGCGGCUGUGCAAAAUAACAACGAGAAUGGAGAGGAUGCUUCCAGGCUUGCCUCUGCACAUAAUACUGUAGCUCACCAUGAGAAAACUGAAGAUGUUGAGGCAAAAAAUGUCUUGAAUUUCUCUGUGGAUUGUGAUCCAUUCAAGGCACAAUUUCCUACAUGCAAUUUUUUCUCCAAGAAAGAAAUGUCUCAGUUUUUCAAAAGUAGAGAAAUUUCUCCUAAGACUUACCUUAAUUCUCAGAAGAAAAGAUUUGUAGUAUUUGCUAUCUCAGGAGAGAUGCACAAAUCGUCUGUCCAGAGCAAUGGAGUCCUUACAGAUUCCCUGUCAACAGGGCGGAUGAAAUUCAGAAAUUCAAAUGGGAGACCUACUGAUGUGGAUAACGUUACUGGUGAUAUUAUUGGAAAAUCUGUCAGCAGCAAAAAUUCUUCUUCUUACAUUCUGAAUGGGAAUGGGUAUCUUGGUGGGAAAAGUUACAGCAUUGCUGUUGAUCCCAAGAUUUCAAGAACUAAUGUUAGCAAUAACUUCAGUAGGGAAGUUUUAUCUACUGCUGUAAGAGAAAAUGUGAGCAAGAAUUCUAAAAGUUCUAUUGAUUCAGAUGGUGAUGUGGAUCUUGUCGAGGGUAAUAUGUGUGCUUCCACAACUGGUGUUGUCAGAGUUCAAUCAAGAAGGAAAGCAGAGAUGUAUUUAGUUCGUACUGAUGGCUUUUCUUGCACCAGAGAAAAGGUCACUGAAUCCUCAUUGGCUUUCACACAUCCAACCACCCAGCAACAGAUGCUCAUGUGGAAGUCUCCACCAAAGACUGUAUUGCUAUUGAAAAAGUUAGGGCCAGAGCUUAUGGAAGAAGCAAAGGAGGUUGCAUCCUUCCUGUACUAUCAGGAAAAAAUGAAUGUUCUUGUGGAACCUGAUGUCCAUGAUGUAUUUGCAAGGAUCCCAGGUUUUGGCUUUGUCCAGACCUUCUAUAGUCAAGAUACCAGUGACCUCCAUGAGAGAGUUGAUUUUGUGGCAUGUUUGGGUGGUGAUGGCGUGAUUCUGCAUGCAUCAAACUUAUUCAGAGGAGCGGUUCCUCCUGUGGUCUCUUUCAAUCUUGGAUCUCUUGGAUUUCUUACCUCACAUACUUUUAAAGAUUACAGAGACGAUUUAAUGGCAGUUAUCCAUGGAAACAAUUCACUGGAUGGAGUCUAUAUAACUCUUAGAAUGCGCUUGCGAUGUGAAAUUUUUCGCAAUGGAAAAGCAAUGCCUGGAAAAGUAUUUGAUAUUUUGAACGAAGUCGUUGUUGAUCGUGGUUCCAACCCUUAUCUUUCCAAAAUUGAAUGUUAUGAACAUGACCGCCUUAUAACUAAAGUGCAAGGCGAUGGGGUAAUAGUAGCCACUCCUACUGGCAGCACGGCUUACUCAACAGCUGCGGGAGGCUCAAUGGUGCACCCAAAUGUUCCAUGCAUGCUCUUUACUCCAAUCUGCCCACAUUCUCUAUCAUUCAGGCCUGUCAUACUUCCUGAUUCUGCAAAGCUUGAGCUUAAGAUUCCAGAGGACACAAGAAGUAACGCAUGGGUAUCUUUUGAUGGCAAGAGGAGGCAGCAGCUCUCUAGAGGAGAUUCUGUUCGCAUUUAUAUGAGUCAGCACCCACUCCCAACUGUGAAUAAAUCUGAUCAGACUGGUGACUGGUUCCGUAGCUUGAUUAGGUGCUUAAAUUGGAAUGAGAGACUGGAUCAGAAGGCACUAUGAUGGUGCAGGCACAGGUGGUCUCCAGCACUGUACAUAUCUGUAUGUAGUCUUAGAAAUUACAAACAGCAGUUGAGUAAGCCAUCGGUUAACCCGGUUGUUGACCAAAAUGUGUACGGGGACUUUAAUCAAUUUUAAAGGCAUAAUACAACCAAAAAAUAUACUCCUCUAAAUACAA